Molecule: messenger RNA, 588 nt
Organism: Strongylus vulgaris
Lineage: Eukaryota; Metazoa; Nematoda; Chromadorea; Rhabditida; Strongylidae
Source: the annotation of a GenBank genome assembly
GAUUAUACUAGUAAAAUGGGUCUUUACACACUAUUCAUUUUGUUGCUUCCACUCGUACUUUUCCUAUUAUCAUUGAUAGGUAUAUUCUUCCUACUUAUUAGAUACAUUGCUGACUGUUGUAAAGGACCCGGUAAACGAAAGUAUGCAAUGCGAGGUUGUCCAUCUCGCGUUGGGGCAUACAUACUAGGCUGUGGCGGCUAUUUAGCCCUUGUCAUCACAGUGGUAUUCGUUAUUCUAUUGGUCGUUUCCUUUAUGCUUGCUUUUGCAUCCAUGUUCAUUUGUAUGGGCGUAUUUGAAGAUAAAGAUUUGCGCGUUUUAUUUGCUUUGCCGAGACGAGAAUUUCGGAGCAGUAUUAGCACUAGGAAUAUAACUCUUACCCUGCACGAUACCCUUUACAAAUGCAAGAACGAUUAUUCGUUCUUUGACGCUAUCAAUGGUGAACAGAUUUGGGCUCAGGAAGAGCUUCGCACUAGGUUAUCAGCGCUGCGAAAAACUAGUUUUCGCCGAAAAAUUCGUAAUUUUUAUGUUAAUGGAACGCUGAACGAUGAUUUGGAUGCUAUGCUCCUGCAACUCAGGGUAAAGUUUUAA